Oryctolagus cuniculus (rabbit) is the source of this 3272-nucleotide messenger RNA. RefSeq names its product GINS complex subunit 3 (gene GINS3). Gene Ontology annotation, cellular component: GINS complex. NCBI's taxonomy places the organism in Eukaryota, Metazoa, Chordata, Mammalia, Lagomorpha, Leporidae. Gene Ontology annotation, biological process: mitotic DNA replication initiation. The record is from RefSeq and is a predicted model, not a curated record.
GUGCGAAAUUGAAGUCUAAAUUUAUGAGAUCAUUGUUUAAAGGUUAUAAAUUAUGUAAAUACAUUAAUAAAUUCAAAGCUUCAUUCAACACUACAACACAAUACAGAAAAUAAAAGCUGUGAUUAAUACAUACCUCCCUUCCCAUGCACCCUUUGCUCACAGUCUGAGAUGCUCUUUUAUACUCAGUAAAUUCUGUGGUACAUCUCUCAGCCAUCUGCCACCCCUCCUAGGCCUGGGUGCAUAGUGCCAGGUCGGGUACCACGUGACCACGAUCCCUCUUCUGCCCCGCCCCCACCAGCCACUGGACUGUUAUGGCACCUGACACAGGCACCCCAUCUAUAAGGUGGCUGGCAAUCUAAGAUCAGGGCAGCCCACCUCAAAAAGAUAAAUAUGACCAGCUGAAUUUCCUUUUAGGGAUUUCAAUUAGGAGCCACAAAAGGAGACUGCUGAUGAGAAGUUGAGAGGCCCUAAAGUACUGGUGCUCCAUCCUCCCCAGCCUCCACCCCACCCCACAAUGCCCCCCAAUAUCACAAACAGUUCCCAAUCUACUCCAUCAUAAAUAUCUGGAGGGGUCGGCGCUGUGAGGUAGUGGGUAAAGCUGCUGCCUGCAGUGCUGGCAUCCCAUAUGGACGCCGGUUCGAGUCCUGGCUACUCCACUUCCCAUCCAGCUCUCUGCUAUGGCCUAGGAAAGCAGUAGAAGAUGGCCCAAGUCCUUGGGCUCCCGCACCCACGUGGGAGACCCAGAAAAAGCUCCCGGCUUCGGAUCAGUGGCAGCUCCAGCCAUUAUGGCCAUCUGGGGAGUGAACCAAUGGAUGGAAGACCUCUCUCUCUGCCUCUCCUUCUCUCUCUGUGUAACUCUUUCAAGCAAAUAAUAAAUAAAUCUUUAAAAAAAAUAAAUAAAAUAAAUAUCUGGAACUAGCGCUGGAGAUACUUUUAAUGUUUCUUUCAAAUACCAAAUUUAACAGAGAUGCAACCUGACAGGAACUGUGGUAAAGGGUUAGACAUUAUUCAGGCCUCGAGUGGGGGGCGCAUGAUGCCUUUCUUCUGAAGUCCCACCCAUGUGUCAGCAUCAGGUAGCUUCUAGGGCCCUCCCGCGGCUCUGUAACUUUCCCACACUAAGCUGCAGGCACAGGGAAGGAAACUUCCGGCGGACCGGCGGCCGCUCCCGGGCCCUGGUCGCGCCCGGCCAAGCCGCAGGCUUUAUCGAUUGCUUCUGCCUGGGCAGCUCUGAUCCACUACUUCUGUCUGGCCCGGGACGCGGGAAGUUUCAAUCUCCUCAGGCUGCGGUAGUGAUCGCCUCAGUCCCUGCCACCCUGUCCGACCUCCUCCUCCUCCUCCUCUCCUCUUCUCUUUACACUCCUGACUCCGGGAGAUUCCCCGAGUGGAAGCGGAGAAGCUCAAGUCGCCGCCAUGUCCGAAGCAUACUUCCCCGUGGAGUCGGGGGCGCUGGGGGCCGAGGAGAACUUUCUGUCCCUGGACGACAUCCUGAUGUCCCACGAGAAGCUUCCGGUGCGCACAGAGAUCCCCAUGCCUCGCCUCGGCGUUUUCUUCCAGGACCGGAGCACGGGCGCCGAGAGCGACCACGCCAUCCCACAGGGCUCAAAGCUUGAGCUGCCCCUGUGGCUGGCAAAGGGGCUCUUUGACAACAAGCGGCGGGUCCUUUCUGCAGAGCUUCCCAAGCUCUACCAGCAGGGCUGGAGGACAGUGUUCAGCGCCGAUGCCAACGUGGUGGACCUGCACAAAAUGGGCCCGCAUUUCUAUGGCUUUGGUUCCCAGCUCCUGCACUUUGACAGCCCAGAGAAUGCAGAUAUCUCCCAGUGUCUGCUACAGACAUUCAUUGGACGCUUUCGCCGCAUCAUGGACUCCUCCCAGAAUGCUUACAACGAAGACACUUCAACCCUGGUAGCCAGGCUAGAUGAGUUGGAGAGGGGCUUAUUUCAGACGGGGCAGAAAGGACUGAAUGACUUCCAGUGUUGGGAGAAGGGGCAGGCUUCUCAAAUCACGGCUUCUAGCCUUGUUCAGAAUUAUAAGAAGAGAAAAUUCACCGACAUGGAGAGCUGAAGGCCAGAAGGACAGAGUCGCUCCUUGGAGGCACAGCCCCUGCUUCCUGCGGUAUGUUCUUGGAAAGAGCUGGUUGACCUUGUACAGGAGCAGAAUUGGGUCCCAUCUCACGGGCUUGCUUCCUGCAGCAGUCUAAGGUGGGGCCUGCUAGACGAGGUACUUGGCCCUUAAGUCUCUGGAUGCUCCCACUCUGCUCACCCAAGAAGCUGCAGCUAAGGAGAAUCAGUCUUCCUUGAACAGGUCAUGGACAUACCUCACAGCCAAGUUGGAACUGGAUGCCUUGUGCCUGGGAAUUUGGACAGCCUCAUUUGUCCGGCUUCACCAGCUACAGAGAGCAGAUGCGAACUGGGCCAUCUCUGGAGCCUGUCUGCCUCCUCUUAUGGUUGCACAGGGGACAGCAUCCCCACAAUGCUGGUCCAACUUGUAAAUACCUUCUGCCGCCCGCCCGCGGGGAAUGACCCCAAUUUCCGUAAGGCAAAAGCCGAUGAAUAGCGUGGCUUUCACCAAAGACAGCAGGUAGCUUUGGUCCUGUGCAACCAGGGAUUCAGAAAUUGGAAUUCACACAACUCUGCACUCAGCCUGGAGGAGCUGUGGUUCAGCUGAGCUCGCUUUUGUCUCUGACAUCGUCGGAGCACCCGCACAUUUAGUCCGUUCUCUGUCGAGAAAGGCUGUCAGGGAGCCGCUUGCAGUUGCAAAGUAGUCAUUAAAGGGUGUUAACCAGCCCUCUUCACAUCUGCAAACCAAGACGUGAGGGCUGCCGGCUGGGAAGAGCCCUGCUGGAGACACUUAGCGUGGCAGGUGUAAGUGGGCCAGAGCCUUGCUGCUUUUCUGCUCCUCAGUAGACUUGGCAGCAUUAUUGCAUAGAGGAUCCCUGGCCUGUCACUGGGGCUGUGUGGAAGCCAGCGCCAGCCAGCGCCAAACUCUUCCCUUUGUUGUUGAAAAUUGUAGUGGGAUUUAGGACUCCAGAUUGUGCAGAUGUCUUGAUGCCAACUUAGAAUGACAUACAUGCUUUUAAAGUGCUGUUUUAAAGUUGGAAUUGGUGUUUUUAUAAUUUGAUUUUAGUGUUAAAUAAACGAUGGGCUUUGCCUUGAAGACAUUCUGCCCAAGUGCUAUUUCUGUGACGCUGCCGCUGCAAGUUAUCACAGGGCUGUCGGAAUGUUGUCUUUGACCGUGUUUGACACGAGUGCCCAAAUAAACUUGUGUUUCAGUGA